Messenger RNA from Trematosphaeria pertusa, 3609 nucleotides. RefSeq lists its product as uncharacterized. Gene Ontology annotation, molecular function: transcription cis-regulatory region binding. The transcript is spliced from 2 exons. Gene Ontology annotation, biological process: regulation of transcription by RNA polymerase II. The record is from RefSeq and is a predicted model, not a curated record. The coding region runs from base 274 to 3210 and encodes 978 amino acids. Gene Ontology annotation, cellular component: SWI/SNF complex; nucleus. Lineage: Eukaryota; Fungi; Ascomycota; Dothideomycetes; Pleosporales; Trematosphaeriaceae.
GGCUGCUCGCCAUUCUGAAUCUCCGCCUCCAACGACCCCCAUAGCCGCCGCAAAUCGCGUCCAAGAUCGUGCGGUAACGUGUACCUGUCGCCCGCGUCCCAUACCGACCCGUUCCCCGUGCUGCCCUGAUGAGAGGACGCCUGUAGCGCCCGUCUGUCGUCACGCGGUGGAUCGAAUGCGCCCGCGUACCUAGCUCGCCAAUCUCCCUCACCGUCGCCCCCGUCACGUCCCUGUUUUGGCCGCCUGCAAAUCCCCCCCGGGUAGCCGCGCACCAUGGACUUCUCGUCGCCGCAGAACGGCAUGUACGAUCCCUCGAGCUUCAUUGACCCCAGCGCCAUCGCGAACAACCAGAUGAAUGGCACGCGAUCAUACCCAAUGUCGUCAAUACCCCAGAAGCGCGAUUCCACAGGCGCGACCCUCUCGCGCUCCCAGACGCCGUCGCAACAGGCUCAGUUCGGCUUCCAGCAAGGCUUCUCCCAUACGCCGUCCCCCACAAUGCAGAACCAGCACUUCAGACCCGGCCAGAUGCCGCCGCAAAGGAUGCAGACUGCCUCGCCCGCGCAAAAUCCCCACGCGCCGCAGAUGUCCCCCAUGGCCUUCGCGCAAGCCUCCCCAAUGGCCCAAGGAUUCGACCCCAAUGCGACCGGCCAGUUUCCAGUGCAAUCAGUCCAACUGUCCCAAAAUCUCCAGAGUCGGCAGCAGGAGGCGCAGAGACAGUAUGCCAUGCGGCUCCAGGCUCAGCAACAACAGCUGGGCAACUUGGCCGCGAGCAACAUGGCUGCACAACAGCGGCAUCAAGCUGGACAAAUGCCCGGCGCCGCUGGGCAACAACAUCCCGGCAUGCAGGCACACAUGAUGCAGGGACAGAUGCAGAACCAGCAGCAAAUGCAGGCGCAGGCCUUCAUCAACAACGUGAAAGCCCUGAUGGAUCAGAAUCGCCGGCCCUUCAAUCCCCGUCCGCAGGUCGCCGGCCGUGUGAUCAACCUGCAGAACCUGUACAUGGUCGUCAUGAUGAAGUUCAAGGGUUGUCGGUCCGUCACCCAAGGGAAUCUUUGGCCCCAGGUUGCACAUAUGAUGGGGAUAAAUCCCCAGCAAUUCCCCAGCGCACCCGAAGAGUUACGGAUAACGUAUGAACAUAAUCUUGGGCUCUACGAGACAGCUUAUCUACAGAAGCAGCAGAUGAAGGGUAUGAACGCGAUGCAAGCGCAGAUGGGACGAAUGGGCCAGCAGAUGUCACCUACGAGGAAUGCAGUGCCGGGCACACAGAACCCUACUGCAGCGCAACAGGAGUAUCUUCAACAACUGCAAAGGAAAGCUGCAAUGCAGCAGCAACAGCAGCAGCAACAACAGCAGCAGCAGCAACAGCAGCAGCAGCGACAGCAGCCGGAUCCGGCCAUGCAACAGCAGCAACAAUUUGAACCUUCUACGCAGCCGCAGCAGCAGUCGACGCCUGUGCAAAACAACGCCAUCCUUGCCAAUGUCAACGGCCGAAGUACCCCACAAACAGACGGAAACGCCCUGAAUCAGCAUCGGAAAAGCAUGAGUAGGACUCUCGAAGGGACACCAGCUCCGGGGCAGGAGUCUAGCAGGGCGACCAUGUCCCCUUCCAAGCCGGACGUGUCAGAUCAAAAGGAUGAUUCGGGAAAGAUCACUCAGUACGAGGAAAAGGACGGCUCAAUAUUUUACAAACCACUCACGUCCACUCUUAUCGACACUUGGGGUAGCCUCUCCUUUGGGAAGGAUUUGCGGAUCCUGAUUGAGGAGAAGGUGCAACUAAUGCCGAACGUGCCGGAAUUCAGGGAAAUAGGCAUAGUCGAUAUACGAGCGCUCACUAUGAGCCUCCGAUCCGGCCUGCUUGCGGAAACCAGGUUGGCUUUGGAUGUCCUUUCGAAGCUGACGCACGAACACAAUCUCCAGGUGGAGCUGGAACAGUGCGAGGACCUCGUUGAAGUAUUAGUGGAUUAUGCUGAGGAUCAGCUGGACAUCCUUGCCAACGACAACCCUGAAGUCACCGACAUCCUGGACCUCACGCAGUACGAGGACGUGCUCCACAACUGUCAAGCGGAGGUCAAUACUCUCCAGGAACUUGCGCAGUUCGGCACGAAAGAAUACGACCUAGAUCGUACUGCGGACCGAUUACUUGCAAUAACGACAAUAUUCCGGAACCUGUCAUUUCUGGAAAUUAACCACGCGCGCCUAUCCACUCCUCCAGUGCUAAAGUUCCUCUCAAACGCGAUACGGCUCGUUGGCACGCGGGUGCUCCUACUUCGAUCGCAUACCAAUACUCUCGACUUCAUGAAAGAUCUCGUCACCUUCUUCUCCAACACAAGCACCAAAAUUACGCUGCCUUCCCGAGAAGAUGCGUAUUCUAUUUUGCAUUUUCUCUGCGCGUUUGCGCCGUGCCCACGCCCCGGAAUACCGGUCAGAUUCACAUCAUACAAUCCCAAAAUCCACCGCUACCUUCCGUCAGCCGUGGACAGUCUCGCGAAACUGCUUGCCCGCGAUGACCCUAAUCGGACGUACUACAAACAGAUUUUCAUCAACGAAGCUUCAUCCGAUCCUCCUUACGAUCUCCUAACACGCGCGUUCGCGCUCGCCAUCGCCGUUGUUCCCGACCGCACUGAAGGUACAUUGUACGACAUAGCCGAGACCAGACCGAAAGACGUCCGGGUUUACGAGGCGCGCCUUGCGGAAGCAAGGAAACCAUAUCUCAUGCAAGGGAUGCUCGCUGCGGAUAUCCUCGCUAGCCUGGCCCCUGGCUCAGAAACCGGCAUCUGCCGUUCUUGGUUGGAGGCCGAGGAUGGAUGGGCAUGCAGUCUGCUCAAAUUCGCCAUGUCUCUCUGUUCUACCGAUGCUACUAUGCCACAUCCACCGCCCCAACAGAACCACCGCGGUCAGCGACCUCUGGAACAGGAUCGCGAAGGCUUUCAAGUAAUCGUACAUCGGGCUCUUUCGAUGCUAAAACGAUUGGGCGACAAGGCCAAGGGCGCAGAGCCGCUGGUGAAGAGUGUGCAACCGAAUGGGGUGAACCAUGACGAAGAGGACGACGACGAUAAUAUGGAGACGUUCGACUUUGGAGGCAGCACCUGGAAGGUCAAGGCGGAUAUUCUGCCAAAGAAGGAGACGGUGCUGGGGGCACUACUCAUGUCCACUCUGGAUCCUAGAUCGCUGAGGCAAUUCUGCGGGCUCGGAUAUCUGGCUGAGAGUUAAGCAUUGUUGUAUACCAAUUCAAGAGGAUCGGAGGGGUUCAGGCGCAUCGAAAGGCUUUCCGCGGCACGCUCGGUCAAUGCCUGCGCGAACAAAGCAUGGAAAAUGGGGCCUUGGAGCGACAAGGCAUGGUUUACGGUUUUCUGGAUGUACAUUCCAUUUCCACCUUUAUACCUGUGAAAUUAUGCAAUAGCUUCGGCGGUGUCUGAUUACGUUAUUCCUCCUUUGCCGAUUUGCAGCUUUAUUUCAUUACAGACCGCUAUCCAUGGAUAAGCACACUCCUCUGAACACAUGUGGCAGCGUCUUGUCUGGGGGGUGUCGAAGUCUCAAGGGCAGCAGUUGUAAAUAGCUCUAAACAUCAAGCUCUCAGAAAUCGCGUGGUCUGAAAAUUCGAAGACUCAC